AUGGUGGAGUGGCCCCCGGCACUCCCCUCCCGCAGGCAGGCGCUAACGCUGCCGCAGCUGCCGCCUGGGCUGCGCCUGAGCGCAGUGACCUCUGUCCGCUGCAGCAAUGACCGCCCCCACCGCGUCACCCUGGACCCUGCGCCGCGCCCUGCCCACGGCGAGGCUGGGGCCAGUCUCUCGCGCACGUGUGGAGCGGAGAGGGCGCGGCUGCUGGCGACUUCUAGAUUGAUCUGCAUUGACGACAUCAGUCCCGGAGGCCCGGGCAGGAGUGGCGGUGCCUUCUGCAUCCCCCUGUACGUUCCCUACGUGCUGACUGGCCGCUGGACCUUCGGCCGUGGCCUCUGCAAGCUGUGGCUAGUGGUGGACUACCUGCUCUGCACCUCCUCGGUCUUCAACAUUGUGCUCAUCAGCUACGACCGCUUCCUGUCCGUCACCAGGGCCGUCUCGUACAGGGCCCAGCAGGGCGACACGCGGCGGGCAGUGUGCAAGAUGGUGCUGGUGUGGGUGCUGGCCUUCCUGCUGUACGGGCCGGCCAUCCUGAGUUGGGAGCACCUGUCGGGCGGCAGCUCCAUCCCCGAGGGCCACUGCUACGCUGAGUUCUUCUACAACUGGUACUUCCUGAUCACCGCCUCCACGCUGGAGUUCUUCACGCCCUUCCUCAGCGUCACCUUCUUCAACCUCAGCAUCUACCUGAACAUCCAGCGGCGCACGCGCGUCCGCCUGGACGGCGCCCGGGAGGCGUCGGGCCCGGAGCCGCCGCCCCAGGCAGAGCCCUCCCCGCCGCCCCCACCGCCGGGCUGCUGGGGCUGCUGGCACCGGGGGCGCGGGGAGGCCCUGCCGCUGCACCGGUACGGGCUCGGCGGCGAGGCCCCGGGGCCCGAGGCAGGGGAGGCCGCACUGGGGGGCGGCAGUGGGGGGGGCGCCGCCGCCUCCCCGACCUCCAGCUCCGGCAGCUCCUCCCGGGGCGCCGACCGGCCGCGCUCGCUCAAACGCGGCUCCAAGCCGUCCUCGGCCUCGCUGGAGAAGCGGAUGAAGAUGGUGUCCCAGAGCGUCACCCAGCGCUUCCGCCUGUCUCGGGACAAGAAGGUGGCCAAGUCGCUGGCCACCAUCGUGAGCAUCUUUGGGCUGUGCUGGGCCCCGUACACGCUCCUGAUGAUCAUCCGAGCCGCCUGCCACGGCCACUGCGUCCCCGACUACUGGUACGAGACGUCCUUCUGGCUCCUGUGGGCCAACUCGGCCGUCAACCCCGUACUCUACCCCCUCUGCCACUACAGCUUCCGCCGCGCCUUCACCAAGCUGCUGUGCCCCCACAAGCUGAAAAUCCAGCCGCACAGCUCCCUGGAGCACUGCUGGAAGUGAGCGCACAGCAGGCCGACGUGGGGGGACCAGCCGUACUGCGGGGCUGGGCGUGGGGGACCCACGCUGAUCGCGUGGAACCUGUGGAGCCGAGUUCUGGCUCCGUGGCCGACCCCAGGGUCACGGCACCGCGGCUGCUGGGGUCCUGCGCACAACCGCUGGCCAGCCGUCUUUUGCCCAAAGCAAGUGCUUAGCGUGUGCUUGGCGCCUCCUGGCCCUUCAGCGUGCCUCCUGCACGGCACACCUGCACACACCUGCACCCCAUCCUGCUCCCACACCUGCCGGGGGCCCCCAUCCUUGCUGCGCUCACUCUGCUUCAGCCCCGAAGCCUGGCCCCUUCCGGCCCGCCCCUCCAACUCUGGCCCCCAGAAAGUGCCCAGGGGGGCCCCUUGGGAAGCUCACAGAUGCCCUCGACGAUUCAUUCUGGGUGUUUUCAGGAAGAUGAAGAAGAAGAAGAAAACACAUCUGUGAACUUGAUGUUCCUUAGAUGUUUAAUCAAGAGAGACGAAAUUACCAGGCGCUGGGCUGGAUUGGCAGGUGUGGGCUCCCACGCCCUCCUCCCUUUCUGCUGCUGCUUCCGGCUGAGCCGCCAGCUGCCUGCCCGCUACCCUGUGCUCUGCAGAGCGCUGCACCGAGCUGGAAGCAGCCCGCCACUCCGUCUACUCCAGCCACCCCACCCCGUUGGUGGGGACUGCUGGGGUCUCCUCGGGCAGAGGGGCCGUUGGAGCCCGAGCGGACUAGAGGUCCCACAGAGGGGCCACCUGCCUCACCUGGCCCAAGUCCUCGCUCUGCAUGUAUGUCACCAUGUGCCCACAGGCCUGAGAGGCCCAAAUAAAAUGGAUUAUUUUCAA
Messenger RNA from Echinops telfairi (small Madagascar hedgehog), 2207 nucleotides. It is a transcript of the gene HRH3, whose product is annotated as histamine receptor H3. Gene Ontology annotation, biological process: adenylate cyclase-activating adrenergic receptor signaling pathway. The record is from RefSeq and is a predicted model, not a curated record. Gene Ontology annotation, cellular component: membrane. Gene Ontology annotation, molecular function: histamine receptor activity. The coding region runs from base 1 to 1359 and encodes 452 amino acids. NCBI's taxonomy places the organism in Eukaryota, Metazoa, Chordata, Mammalia, Afrosoricida, Tenrecidae. The transcript has 6 exons.